AUGGCACCAUCCGUCCUCAUCACCGGCUGCAGCGCCGGCGGCAUCGGCCACGCCCUAGCCCUAACCUUCCAACGAAAAGGCUUCACCGUCUUCGCCACAGCCCGCGACAUCUCCAAAAUGAGUGACCUCGCCUCCUUACCCAACACGUACUGCCUGACCCUAGACGUCACUUCUAAGUCUAGCAUCCUGCAAGCCGUCGAAUUCGUAGGGGCCCACACAAACGGCCUCGGAUUAGAUAUUUUGAUCAACAACUCCGGUCAACAAUAUGUCCGCCCAAUGAUGGAUAUGGCUGAAGAGGAAGCUAGGAAGAUGUUCGAUGUUAAUUUCUGGGGCGUCUUCGCUGUUACGCAGGCGUUUGUGGAUAUGAUCAUCUCGGCGAAGGGGGCGGUUGUGAAUGUUGCUAGUAUUUCGGGGUAUUGGUAUACGCCUUAUAUGACUGUCUACAACGCCUCCAAAGCUGCCCUCGCUAUAUUUGGCGAAACCCUCCGUCUCGAACUUCAACCCUUCGGUGUCCGCGUUGUAUCUAUCAUCACAGGCGCUGUGGACACAAACAUAAUGAAAAACUCAUCCGUCCCCCAACUACCGGAUACAUCACGCUACCUCCCCGCUGAGAAACAGAUCCUUGAUCUUGCGGUUGGUAACGACAACGAUGGCGUGAAGCGCAUGUCUGCCGAAGACUUUGCAGAAAAGGUGGCUAACGAUGUAAUCGGUGGUGCAAAUGGGAAGAUUUGGAGAGGAGGUUAUUCCUCGAUUGCGAGGUUGUUUAAUGUUUUGAUACCGACGGGGGUGUUGGAUGUGAUAUUAUCGAAGAAUCGAGGUCUUGAUGCUCUUUGA
Talaromyces amestolkiae is the source of this 834-nucleotide messenger RNA. RefSeq lists its product as uncharacterized. Gene Ontology annotation, cellular component: endoplasmic reticulum; lipid droplet. Gene Ontology annotation, biological process: phosphatidic acid biosynthetic process; triglyceride catabolic process. The transcript has 3 exons. Lineage: Eukaryota; Fungi; Ascomycota; Eurotiomycetes; Eurotiales; Trichocomaceae. The coding region runs from base 1 to 834 and encodes 277 amino acids. Gene Ontology annotation, molecular function: triacylglycerol lipase activity; acylglycerone-phosphate reductase (NADP+) activity. The record is from RefSeq and is a predicted model, not a curated record.